Messenger RNA from Octopus sinensis (East Asian common octopus), 1801 nucleotides. Its product is annotated as PCI domain-containing protein 2. Gene Ontology annotation, biological process: transcription elongation by RNA polymerase II; post-transcriptional tethering of RNA polymerase II gene DNA at nuclear periphery; poly(A)+ mRNA export from nucleus. Gene Ontology annotation, cellular component: transcription export complex 2. Bases 28 to 1227 code for a protein of 399 amino acids. Gene Ontology annotation, molecular function: double-stranded DNA binding; RNA binding. NCBI's taxonomy places the organism in Eukaryota, Metazoa, Mollusca, Cephalopoda, Octopoda, Octopodidae. The transcript is spliced from 15 exons. The record is from RefSeq and is a predicted model, not a curated record.
UGUAGUUUAAUACCAUUUAAAUGAAAAAUGGCGCAUCUUUCGCUUAAUCAAUAUCUGACCAAAGUCCAACAUGCAUUCCGAAACGGAGACGGAUUAGCGGCGGCUACGUUGUUUUCUUUCAAACAUGCUCAUGUUGCAAAUAGACGUUUGCAGUUGGAGAAACCAGAAUCCGAUUGUCAAAAUUAUUUUGACCCUCCAUAUGAUGAAUUAGUUGCAGCUCAUCUCAAAUGUUGCUGGGCUGUUGCAAACAGUGACUUCUUAAGUGCUUAUGGUUGCCAAGCACUGGUUGUCCAAGCUUGCACCAAAGCUCUACAAAGCCAGAAAGAUGAGAAUUGGUUUCUUCCAGUAAUGUUUGAAGUUUGUUUAGACCUUCGACGUUUUGCAAUCCGAGCUGAUGCUCAGACAGUAAGGAGAGGCAAAGGUCGAAGUGGUGAAAAGUUAGAGAAAGCAGCUGACCUACUGAUGGGCUGUUUCCGAGUGUGUGCCAGUGAUAGUCGAGCUGCAACAGAAGAUUCCAAGAAAUGGGGCAUGCUGAAUUUAGUGAACCAAUUAUUCAAAAUUUAUUUUAAGAUCAAUAAACUUCAUCUUUGUAAACCUCUCAUACGAGCUAUUGACAGUUCCCCAUUAAAAGAAAAAUUCAGUCUUUCUCAACUUGUGACAUACAGGUUUUUUGUGGGUCGAAAAGCAAUGUUUGACAGUGACUUUAAAGCAGCUGAAGAAUACCUUACAUUUGCCUUUGAGAGAUGUCAUAAAGAAAGCAGAGGCAACAAACGUUUGAUUCUUAUUUAUUUGCUUCCAGUGAAAAUGUUGUUGGGUUAUAUGCCUAAACGUGAUGUUUUGGAACGAUAUGAUUUGUUACAGUUUUCUGAUGUAGCCAAAGCAGUGAGUUCUGGAAAUCUUUUACUUCUUAAUGAAGCACUGCUACAGAAUGAAGCCUUUUUUAUUAAAUGUGGAAUUUAUCUAAUUUUGGAGAAACUCAAAAUCAUAACCUACCGUAAUCUUUUCAAAAAAGUUUAUUUGAUCCAAAAAAGUCACCAGCUUCCUAUUGAAUCAUUCACUACUGUUCUGAAAUUUAUGCAGGUUGAAGACAUUGACAAUGAUGAAACUGAAUGUAUUUUAGCAAAUUUAAUAAACGAGAAUAAAGUAAAAGGCUACAUCUCUCAUCAACAUCAGAAACUGGUUGUCAGUAAACAAAACCCUUUUCCUCUGUUAUCAACUGUUCUUUGAAUCAUCUUGAAAAAAAACAAAAAAAUGGAAUCUGGUGGUAUGAAGUUUUACACGCAAAAACUUUAAGACUGAAAAUCUUGUAAACAUACUUGGAUAAAACCAGCUUUAUGAAAUUCAAGGAGACAGAAACACAGGACAAAACUGCCUGAAAAAUUUGAAGGUUAUUUGCAAAGAUAAACAUUUUGACUCAAAUUGAGUUAAUUUUCAUCCAUUGUAUCAGAAAUUUAUAAUUGUUAUAUUUUUCUCUUCUUGUGCAUUUUUUUAUGGUCUAUUAAAUCUGAAAUCUUGUACAGAAAGCUGAGGUUCCAUGACUUCUUCUACUGUGUGUGGAUAUGGCUCAUAUAAGUUAUAUUUUGUUUUUUAAAUUCUACCAACUGAAGCCUUGUGAUUGAAUUCGGUAGGUGGGAGUUUCUGUCAUGUGUGAAAAUGUUUGUGCUUCCUAAAAGAGAGGUGGGAACAAGGAAAACUGAGUCUGAUGUGAAUUGUGUUUUACCAAAAUGUUGUAAAGAGAUCUGUGAGUGAACAAAUUUCAAAAUUUAACACUUAUGUAAAAAACAAAACAAAAAUCAACUGA